AUGCGGGUUUUGUUUGUGUUGAGUUUGUUUGUUGUUAGUGUUGGUGCUACUGAGUAUGGAAGGUUCUUUCAUGGGUUCGAUGGUAAGUUAGGGAAUGCUUUGUAUUCUUUGAAAUCUUACUGUUAGGAUGGGAUAGGGUAGAGUAGGAAAGGAUAGGGUAGGGUAGGGUAAGGUAAGGUAAGGUAAGGUAACGUAAGGUAGGGUAGGAUAGGGUAGGGUAGGAUGGGGUAGGAUAGGGUGUUAAUGAACAAUAAAACCUAAUGUCAUUCCAAACCAAAUAAAAAAUUUUAGAAAAAGCAGAAUCCAUGCUUCAAAACUUCACUAGUGGGCUGACAAAGAAUGAAACAGCGAUAUUUCUGGACAUUUUUGGAAGUCAUAAAGAUGAUGACAGAUUGGCUGAAAAUGAAGACUUGUGGAAUCAACCAGAAGUGGUCGAUAGACUUGUUAUGUUAACCGAAGAAAUCUUGGAACAACUUAACGUUAGCAAGGACUUGAAUACCUAUUUUAGCAAGGUAGAACAUUUCAAAAUGAAAAUUUAGUUUUUAAAAAUUUUUUAAUAUUUUUUUAAUUUCAAAAUUUUUUGUAUUAGUUUUAAAUUUCAAAGCUUUAAGCCUAAAUUAAGAAAUUUGAAAAAUUAAAAAAAUUUUGGGGCUAAUGAAGAAACGUUACCCAGUGCAUUAUCGUUCCCAACGGUGCAUAAUCGUUUUCCCAAUUUUUAUUCAUUUUUACAUUUCAACACCGAAAAAAAAAGGAAUAAAAAGCCAUCAUGAAAGUUUUCACAUGGGGGAAUGAUUAUGCCUUUACGAGUGGGGAAUGAUUCUUCGGUUUUGGGGGAACGAUUUUGCAUGAGCACAUUUAAAUAAAAAUAUCUGAACAAAUGCUGAAUGACAUUUUGCUCUUACAGAGUAUUCCACCAACAAUAGAAAUGGCUAAAAACCAAAUUGUAAACUCGCCAGUCGCUAGAGAAAAGACAAGAAAAGCUUUGUCAUACAUUAUGGAACUUUAUGACAAAUUGAGCACAGAGGAGAAAGCUAUUGUUAAGGAAGUUGAUGAGAUGACCGUACUUUUGCUUGAACGUGAGUCGAUUUUUUUUAACUGACGUGGGCAAUUGAUAACAUGAAAAAAUGGGCUGUCUUUAUACUUGGCCUCUUUUAAAUUUGCAUAUUGCAGUUCCGAACCUGACAUCCUUUUUUAAGUCCCUUAACCUCAACGUUCAGUCCCAAACGUUGGGCCCCGAAAGUUCCUAACUCUUUCAGGUCUAGAGUACUAAACUUGCUUGUCAAAUUACUCACCCCUAAAAUUCCUGACCUCUAGUAUACUACUAGCUAGUAUAUAAUACUAAAAUUACUUGUCAAGACUGAUAACAAUAACAAAAAUCUAUUCUUAAAUAAACGACUCAAACACUUGUAGAUGAGGGCCUCCGUUCCCAACUGAAAGAAACCGAAGAACCUAGCACAACAAUGGUUUCAACUACAGAAACAAUGACAAUGUUAAAAACAAACCGCGUUUCGAAGCCAAAUUCUGCGUCUUCUAUCAAAUUGACAUUGUUCAUGCCUGUUUUGUCAUACUUGAUUGUCACUCAUCUUUUAUAA
Molecule: messenger RNA, 1592 nt
Organism: Bursaphelenchus okinawaensis
Lineage: Eukaryota; Metazoa; Nematoda; Chromadorea; Rhabditida; Aphelenchoididae
Source: the annotation of a GenBank genome assembly